Cuscuta campestris is the source of this 1643-nucleotide messenger RNA. The record is from the annotation of a GenBank genome assembly. Lineage: Eukaryota; Viridiplantae; Streptophyta; Magnoliopsida; Solanales; Convolvulaceae.
CGUAUCAUCUGAGUUGUUAUUAUUAUUAUUACUUAACCUGAUAGGAAAUCUCCUUCCAGAAAGGAUAUGAGUCAAGCUCCCGAGCAUGGACAAGUUGGUCCUCAAGGAGAACAGGAUCACGUGAGUGUGCAUACCGAGGCGUCUAGCUUUACACCGCAGCAUGAAGUUCCGGAGCCGCUAGUUCCGCAACUGAAUGCCGUACCUCAGGCGGUUCCUUAUCUGCAUCCGCAGAUGGCGGCCAACAUGCUCCAGUUCCUCCAGCAGAUGGCCGGGGCGCAUGUACCACCACCACCGCCGCCGCUUCCUAUGGUCGUGGUCACGAUUGAGAAGCUGAAGAAGAACGGAGCCGAGGAGUUCUGUGGCGACCAGAUCGCGGAAUCCAUGGUCGUGAAGCGCUGGCUCGAGCGUUGGAAACGCGCAGGAGCGAACAUCCCGGAGCCGGUGCCGUGGGCGACCUUCGACGAGCUCUUCUGUGAGGAGUAUGUGCCCGAGCACUUCAUGGAGGAGAAGCGUGACGAGUUCAUGAAGUUCACGCAGGGUGAACUUACGCUGCCAGAGUAUCGCCAGAAGUUCGAUGAGCUGGCCGAGUUUGGUCGGGACUUGGUGCCGACAAUGGAGAAUAGAUGCAAGCGCUUCAGGGAGGGGUUACGCCCUGAUUUGUCCUCCGGACUGGUCUUCGCACCGAGGAAUGACAUCAACGACUUGUACAAGCAGGCGUUGGAGUUACAGACGACCUUACUCUUACUCAGGAAGGCUGAGUAUGAGCAGUCCCAGACGACGCAUCCUCGACCGCCACCGCCAUCCAGAUCCGGCUCGAGCAGCAAGAGGCCUCCUCACAUACCGAGCAGCUCGCACUCGAGCAAGAAGGGCCUAUGCCUUGGGUGUGGAAAGGCCGGGCAUUACUGCAGGAACUGCCCGAUAGCGCCCGCAGCCGCAGCCUCUGCUCCAGCAGCCCAGCCUGCACCGAGUCAGAAGUCGGUAGCGGCGUCCAGUCAACCGAAAAGGCCGGCUCAGAGCACUCAGUCUGGGAAGGCUCCAACUCGUACUUAUGCGAUGCAUGGACGCACUGAGCAGCCCGCUUAUGAUGUGAUUAUGGGUAUGUUCACCUUAUUCGAUACAUCCAUAUCUGCUUUGAUUGACCCAGGUUCCACAUUGUCAUAUCUGUGUACAUCUAUGCCUGAAUCGUUUAAUAUUCCGAGAGAGAACCUGGAGAAUCCGGUGAUUGUGUCCAAUCCGUUGGGACACAGUCUAUGUCUCAAAUAUAUCUAUCCUGGCUGUCCGCUAGUUGUGCAAGGGAAGAGCUUCCCUGCAAAUCUGAUAGAGCUCCCACAUCGAGAAUUUGAUGUUAUCCUGGGCAUGGAUUGGCUUACAGCCAAUCAAGCCGUUGUUGAUUGUGGCACACAUACGGUACGGCUGAAAGCCGAAGAUGGUAAUGACGUUCUGAUCCGUGGCGAGCUUUUCCCGAAGGCUCCCGAAUUUAUCUCAUAUAUGCAAGCUCGUCGCCUCAUACGCAAGAAAUGCGAGGCCUUUCUUUGCACCGUCCGCGACACGUAGCUAGAGGCACCCGGACGGGAGGAAAUCCCUACGGUGUGCGAGUUUCCAGACGUAUUUCCAGACGAGCUGCCCGGACUACCACCCCCGAG